Molecule: messenger RNA, 2734 nt
Organism: Eublepharis macularius
Lineage: Eukaryota; Metazoa; Chordata; Lepidosauria; Squamata; Eublepharidae
Gene: CCDC197
Product: coiled-coil domain containing 197
Exons: 10
Coding region: 255-1316 (353 amino acids)
Source: RefSeq, a predicted model, not a curated record
UGCAGCAUUAACACAGUUGUGCUGAGAAGUUUUAGGGGGGGGGGGCAUUCUCAGCCUUCUUUUUCUCCAACUUCUGCAGGGGAAAUUGUUGCAGAUACAGUUCCUCUUUGGCAGCAAGGAAAGUCUUUCUUUCUUUCUUUCUUUCUUUCUUUCUUUCUUUCUUUCUUUCUUUCUUUCUUUCUUUCUUUCUUUCUUUCUUUCUUUCUUUCUUUCUUUCUUUCUUUCUUAAAAGAGAUAUAGGUACUCUGACGACGAUGGAAAAAGAUAGUGAUCCCAAAUACGUAUUGCAGGUGGAAAACAGGAGGAAAAACAUUUUUGUAACUCAGCUAGGAGAACACAGGGAAGAAGAGGAUGAAGAUGUCUCUCGUAUUCCUAUCAUUCAUGAGGACCCCCGCAAGAUUCUUCAGCAUCAUGGAAAAACACUGCAGAGGACGUUGCUUUUGCAGAAAGAAGUUGAACAUGACCAAGUUACUGCAGAACUGAUUGCCAAGAGGCAAGAAUUUCAAAAACAGAUGGAAAAACUGGCUCAGCGAAGUGCAGAAUUUUCGCUGAAAGAAGAGGCUGGCAGGGCUCGAGCUCUUAAAUUUGACAGAUACCUUAAAGACUGUGAGCAGAAGAAGGAACGUGCAAUGAAGAAAUACCAAAAUGAGCAAAAGCUCAACCAAAUAAAGAAGAGUGAAAUCCAUAAACUGAAAGAAGAACUUAAAGAACUCAGAGUUAGGCAACAGAAAUUACAGAGAAAGGUGGCAAAAUGCAAAGUGUAUGAAGAUUUCUUGCGGAAACUGAUUGAAGCAUUGCCGGCCAACUACCUAGAAUGCGGGGAAGAGUCUUUGAUUAGAGCCCUCAUAAAAAGACAUGAGACUCUGAUGACCGCAAAUCAGAACUUGACAGAGAAUUUGUCCAGCCUGCUACAUAAUCUUGAGAGAAGCCGACAGGAAUUUGGGACCUUGCAAGAGGAACAUGACACUGCGAAAGUUAUGCUGAUUAGCAAACUUUCAGAGCUUCAGACAAAAUGCAGUACAUUACAAGGCAAAAAUACACAGCUGGAGAUGUACAUUAGCCAUAAAAAAGGCCACUUCAGAAAUCAGAGAGAAGAACUAGGCAAGAUGUUGCUGGCAAUCUCUGACCUAGCAGAGCAGUGCUGCAUGUGGCACUACGGCCCUUUGAAGGAAAUGCCAUUGCUUUCGAAGCUGGACAUGAUCCAAGAGUUCAUUUUGGAAAAGCAGACUAUCAGAGAGCAAACAGUGCAAUCAGAUGAACUUGAAACAUCAUCUUGUAGCCUUAAGGAACGACCUUACAAAAGCAAAAAGCUGUGAUGAUUGACAAGCGAUAAAAGGAAGUUCUACAAGGCUUCAACCCAAAUCUCCAGGAAUUUCCCAGCCCAGAACUGGCAACCCUGUGCUUGUAAGCUGCCUUGAACUGCUGCUUGAUGGUGGGAAUGGUGGGAUAUAAAAGUUGUUUUUAAAUAUACGAACAGUGAAUUUCAUGGCUGAGCAGAGUUGUGAAACCAUAGAGGCAGGCAAAAUACUGGAACGCCAGUGUUAUAAGAUGGCCGUCAGCUGCAACACAGCCAUAUUAAUUCCCAGGUUGUUGUAUGAGAAUGUGCAAAGAAUUUGUGAUCCAAUUUAGAACCCUCACUGAACAUACUCAGUUUGGAAAUCAGGCGAGCAAAAUGUGCUGUGCUGGAAUGCUAGAGAGACAAGCCACACAGCUCCCCUCUCCCCACAACCGAAGAAAGCACCAUUUUUAAAAAGUUUAUGGCUUGGAUCCUGUCAAUGAGUUCUGUGUUUUGGGCCAUUUCCACGCGACUUACCUUUUGCAAAGGUACGAAAUCGUGCAAUAAAAGCAUCUUCCUGGUGCGAUUUCGCAUGAGAACAUGCUGCAUCCCCGCAAAAGUUAAGCCGUGUGGAAACGGCCCUAGAUAGGUUCUACCGUGGAGUGCACUUCUUCUUUCACUAAAGCUUCCAAAUGCGUAAGGGUCUAUUGAAAACCAUUGAUCAUGCACAAGCAAAUUUUAUUGGAAGAGGAAGUAAACUCCAUGGCAGAGACUAUCUAGCAAUAAUGGCACAUUCAUAGGAUCCAAGCCAAUUUUUUUUUGUCAUGUAUGCAGAUCAGAGAGGGGGACUGGGAUGACUGCAGAAAAGCACCGUGAGACUACAUGUGCACAAAAUGUUUGCAAUGCAAUUGAGAGCAAUAUUGCAUGCUUGAUUUAAAAAAAUGCUUGUAAUUUGGAAUCAAAUUACUGUUCAAGUAGAGGAACAUUCAUCCAUUACUGCUUCUGUGUGGUUGACUUCCAUACUGGACUACAAAUACGUGAAAUAGGAAGAUUGUAGGGGACAUGUGAACUAUUAUGGUAUAGGAUAUGCAACCACCCUGGAAAGGUAAUGUAAGAAUUAGACCAGUCUGUACAUAGUGUGGAAGUCUGAUCCAUUCUCAUUUAGAAUGUACAUAACUCUCACCCUUUCCCCCAUGUAUUAGAUUAUGAAAAAUGUCUGUUUUUAUUCAAUGCUAAUUAAAAAUGAACAGAAGUGCUCUGCUAAUGGAAAAAAUCAUUACUGCCUCUCAGUGCUGAAAUGAAAGUCUCCCAGAUGUUCAAGGUCAGUGGCCUAAACAUCACUGAAAACUAUCCCAGCAAGACAGCUGAUUACUCUGAGCUUAUAUCAAAGGUGGCAUGAUUCAUAAAUUCGCUAAUUUAUAUUGCAGGAAGUGAAUAAAUGGUAUGCUUAAUUAAUAG